GAAGAAAAACAAGAUACAUAACCUGUAAAAGUCAUUACUAGUGGUUGUAACGCAUUAUAAACAAUUUAAAAUAAUUAUUAUAAGUUAGCAGUGUUAUCCGUGUUUUUCCUUAAUGUAAUUUUUAAAUUAUUUACCAGGAUUCCUGUAAUUUAUCUUCAGCUGUGAAUAUGUCCCGAGAUUCAAGUUGUUCAGAUAAAGAAAAAUCGGUGAAAAGUAGAAAGAGUGGUAAUUCUCCAGAAAGAAAACGAAAAAAGUAUAAAGAUGAUAAAGAAUCAUCUUCCUCUAAAAAAGGUAGACGUGACAGGUCUCCAGAUCGUAAAAAACGUUCAAAACGUGAGCGCAGCUAUUCCAGAUCAUUAUCUAAAGAAAGAACCAGCAGUUGGGGUAGAAGAGAAAAAAGGAAGUAUGUAGAUUUAGACAAACCAGCUGAAGAAAUUGAAUAUCCUCGGUAUUAUGGAAACGAUGAUAAUAGUUUUAAAGAGAACAAUGAUCAAUAUUGGAACAAAUACCCAAAAAAAGAUGAUGCUAUUGUUGGCUCCAGAUAUUAUGAUGGAGGACAAGAUAAGGAAGAAAAUAAAAGCAGAACAGAAGCUCAUGCCAGAAAAGAAGUUGAUAAGCAGGAAAUAACUGCGAGACAAAGAAAAACUGUAGAUUUGCUAACAUCUAAAACUGGUGGUGCUUAUAUUCCACCAGCUAAACUUCGUAUGAUGCAAGCAGAAAUAACAGAUAAGUCUUCUGCUGCUUAUCAAAGAAUAGCUUGGGAAGCUCUUAAGAAAUCUAUUCAUGGUUAUAUAAAUAAAGUGAAUACAUCAAAUAUAGGAAUAAUUGCACGGGAACUACUUCAUGAAAAUAUUGUCAGAGGACGUGGGUUACUAAGUAAAUCUCUUAUACAGGCACAAGCUGCUUCUCCUACUUUUACUCAUGUGUACGCUGCUCUAGUGGCUGUUAUAAAUUCUAAAUUUCCAAAUAUUGGAGAAUUACUCCUAAAAAGGUUGGUGCUGCAAUUUAAAAGGGGGUUCAAGCAAAAUAAUAAAAAUACUUGCAUAACAGCAUCUUCUUUUAUUGCUCAUUUGGUAAAUCAACGAGUGGCACAUGAAAUUUUAGCACUGGAAAUAUUAACGCUCCUUGUAGAAUCACCAACAGAUGAUUCAGUUGAAGUUGCCAUUUCAUUUUUAAAAGAAUGUGGGCAGAAAUUAACAGAAGUAUCUAGUAAAGGUAUAAAUGCCAUUUUUGAAAUGUUAAGAAAUAUUCUUCAUGAAGGAAAAUUAGAAAAGCGUAUUCAGUAUAUGAUUGAGGUGAUGUUUCAAAUACGUAAGGAUGGAUUUAAAGAUCAUGCUGCUAUAAUCGAAGAAUUAGAUUUGGUAGAAGAAGAAGAUCAAUUUACUCACUUAAUAACUCUUGAUGAUGUGGAAACUAAAAAUGGGGAAGAUGUUUUGAAUGUCUUUAAAUUUGAUGAAAAAUAUGAAGAAAAUGAAGGAAAAUAUAAGACUCUAAGUAAAGAAAUACUUGAUACCGAUUCAAGUGGUAGUGAAUCUGGAUCUGAAGGAUCUGAUGAAGAUGAGGACGAAGAAGAGGAAGAAGUCAAAGAUCAAGGCCUAAUAAUUGAUAACACUGAAACAAAUUUGGUAACACUUAGAAGAACAAUUUAUCUUACAAUUCAGUCAAGUUUGGACUUUGAGGAAUGUGCUCACAAGCUGAUGAAAAUGGAGUUAAAACCUGGACAAGAGAUUGAAUUGUGUCAUAUGUUUUUAGAUUGUUGUGCUGAACAAAGAACCUACGAAAAAUUUUAUGGUUUGUUGGCUCAACGAUUUUGCCAGAUAAACAAAAUAUAUGUGACUCCAUUUGAACAGAUAUUUAGAGACACCUAUGCAACAACACACAGAUUAGAUACUAACAGACUCAGAAACGUUAGCAAGUUUUUUGCUCAUCUGCUUUUCACAGACGCAAUUGGUUGGGAAGUUUUAGAAGCAAUAAAACUUAAUGAAGAAGACACAACAAGUUCUAGUAGGAUUUUUAUUAAAAUAUUAUUCCAGGAACUUGCAGAGUACAUGGGCCUUGGGAAGUUGAAUGCUAGACUGAAAGAUGAGACACUUCAGGAACAUUUUGCAGGUCUUUUCCCGAGGGAUAAUCCCAAAAACACAAGAUUUGCCAUUAAUUUUUUCACAUCGAUCGGUUUAGGUGGACUGACAGAUGGUUUAAGGGAGCACUUAAAGGCAAUGCCAAAGAAUCCAACGAUGAAUUUAGUUCAACAGUCCAGUUCAUCCGAUUCAGACGAAUCCAGUAAUUCAAGUAGUGCAAGUUCUAGUUCUGAUUCCUCCGAUUCUUCAACGGAAUCUUCUUCAGAUGGUGAAAGUGAAAAGAAAAAGAAACAAAAAGAAAAAAAUCGAGUUAAAGGCGAGAAAAAGAAAAAUACUGAGAGAAAUACCUCUGAAACUAAGAAAAAACAGAGAGAUAGUUCUGACGAGAACAGAAAAAAAUCUUCAAAAAAGGAUCCACGGAAAGAUGCAGCACAAGACAAACACCAGAAAGACAAAGACAGACACGAGGUUAAUGUGGAAAGGCUGCGAAAAGAAAGAGAAAUGUACGAAAAUACGAGAACUAAAAGAUCAAAAUCGCGAGACAGACAAAAACUCAAAGAAAGUUCCAGGAAUCGUGAUUAUAAACGAGAAGACAGAAUGAGUUCGAGAGAUAAUAGGAAUAGGAGGAGAUGAAUAUAAUUUUAACAUAAAAAUUACAUAUAUAUAUUUAUCAGGCUUGUAGUAUCUAAAGCAUUUGUAAAUAUAUGACAUUUUUUUCUAGAAUA
This is a messenger RNA of Agrilus planipennis (emerald ash borer), 2803 nucleotides long. It is a transcript of the gene ncm, whose product is annotated as pre-mRNA-splicing factor CWC22 homolog. Gene Ontology annotation, cellular component: catalytic step 2 spliceosome. Bases 168 to 2711 code for a protein of 847 amino acids. The record is from RefSeq and is a predicted model, not a curated record. The transcript has 6 exons. Gene Ontology annotation, biological process: mRNA splicing, via spliceosome. NCBI's taxonomy places the organism in Eukaryota, Metazoa, Arthropoda, Insecta, Coleoptera, Buprestidae. Gene Ontology annotation, molecular function: protein binding; RNA binding.